GAAGGCACGGAGAUUUCGCGAAGCCCCGCCUUCUUUCUUUUUGGCCUCCGACGCCAUUUUGCGGGUACCCGCAGGAGUUUAGCUGCUCCCCUUUUUCGUCGGCUCCGUGAUCAGUCAAGAUGACAAAUACAAAGGGAAAGAGGAGAGGGACACGUUAUAUGUUCUCAAGACCUUUUCGCAAACAUGGUGUUGUCCCUCUUGCUACCUACAUGCGUAUCUAUAAGAAGGGUGAUAUCGUUGACAUUAAGGGCACAGGAACAGUUCAAAAAGGCAUGCCCCACAAAUGUUAUCAUGGCAAGACAGGAAGAGUAUACAACAUUACUCAGCAUGCUGUGGGCAUUAUUGUGAACAAGAAGGUUAAAGGCAAGAUCCUUGCUAAGAGAAUCAAUGUGCGUAUUGAACAUAUUAAGCAUUCUAAGAGCAGAGACAGUUUUUUGCAGCGUGUGAAGGAAAAUGAAAGGAAGAAAAAGGAAGCAAAGGAAAAGGGCACUUGGUUUGAGUUAAAACGCCAGCCUGCUCCUCCAAGAGAAGCUCACUUUGUUAGAACCAAUGGCAAAGAGCCAGAGUUGCUGGAACCAAUUCCUUAUGAAUUCAUGGCAUAGUAUGUGAACAAAAUAAAAUACCUUGUAAGAGGAUUGAAAUACA
Messenger RNA from Python bivittatus (Burmese python), 645 nucleotides. RefSeq names its product ribosomal protein L21 (gene RPL21). NCBI's taxonomy places the organism in Eukaryota, Metazoa, Chordata, Lepidosauria, Squamata, Pythonidae. Gene Ontology annotation, cellular component: ribosome. Gene Ontology annotation, biological process: translation. Gene Ontology annotation, molecular function: structural constituent of ribosome. The record is from RefSeq and is a predicted model, not a curated record.